AUAAGUGCCACGGACAAACCGGGAGAUAAACGGAGGCACGCGACUGCCGCAUUACUUAGGGAGAUUGAACAUCUCAGACAUGGGAAACGCUGUGCCAAGCGCGGGCUGCCAUCUGAUCCGACCCUGCGCUGCAUAACGUAGGCUACCAGAGGCUGAAUGAAUAACCAUGGCAACAGCAGCAGCAGUACAAGCGGUGAGCAGCUUAUGCCUAAACCAAUAUAAACACUGAGUGAUCAAGUCAUCCUCUCGCCGGUCGCUCAAACGUUCGUCUCGAACAGUAAAGCGAAAACGCUGAACUCAAUGACAGGAGGGAAGUGACUCGGAGUGAAAGUGGAGAUCAUUGCGUAGAGGUGUCGCACCACAGCCCUGUGGCAGGUGAUGGAAUAGAUCAUGUCUGAAGUCCAGGGGACCGUGGAGUUUUCAGUGGAGCUGCACAAAUUUCACAAUGUGGAUCUAUUUCAGCGCGGAUUCUACCAGGUGCGCGUCAGAUUAAAGGUCUCACCUCGAGUGCCACACAGGUUGAUUGUGACAACACCUGGAAACACAGGAGAAUGCAGCUUCAGCGCGGCAGGGGUCCACGACGGCGGCGUCUUCAGCAGAAUAUUCCAGAUCCUCUAUCGGAACGAGGAGAUCAACCUCAACGACAUCAUGAACUUCAGAGUGCAUCUCCUGUUGGAUGGAGAGAGGGUGGAAGAGGCCCUGAGCGAAGUGGACUUCCAGCUGAAGCUCGACCUGCACUUUACUGACACUGAGCAACAGCUGGGGGACAUUGCGGCGGUUCCCCUGAUCAGCACCAGAACUCUGGGCCUGCACCUCCAGCCCCGCCGCGGCCUCCACCACCACGUGCCCGUCAUGUUCGACUACUUCCACCUGUCCGUCAUCUCUGUCACCGUCCACGCCUCUCUGGUCGCACUCCACCAGCCACUCAUCAGUUUUGCGCGCUCAGGGAGAGGGGCCUGGAUGGGGAAGGGCUCUCCAGAGAACAGCAGCGACGCCUCCACCAUGUCCAUGGAGAACCUGAUGUUUGGGGCAGGAUACUGCAAGCCAGUCCUCACAGAGGGGAGUUUUUACGUGCCGUCGGAGAACUGCCUACAGAAGGCUCACACGUGGCACCGGAGGCUGUGCCGCCUGCUGCUCGUGGCACACCGAGGCCUGCGGACACACCACGCCUCCCUCGCCAAGGCCUGCCCCGAGCUGCCGCCACUGGACGCCGAGGAACUUCCCAUUGAGGAGACCCUGAAUCAACUCUCUAUAGAGCUGCAGCUCCAGGGUGGGCAUGAGAAAGUGGCGGAGCAGAUCAGCAGAGAUCUGUCCCAACUGUGUGCCCACCUGGCGGCUCUGUGGGCCCAGUUCCUGGAGGCGGCGGUGCCCAACGCCCUGGUACUGGCCCACCUCACGCAGGAGCACCACACGCUGAGGGUCAGACGCUUCUCUGAGGCCUACUUCUUCACUGAACACCCAAAGGAGUUGUCUCUAACCUUUCAGGAAGAUCUGAUAAACAGACACAGCCAGGUAGCAGGGGAGGUGCGGAGCUCAGACUACCUGACCAGGAUGCCCCCGCUGCCGGUGGAGUGCCUGGACAUCGACGGGGACUGGAACAGCUUGCCCAUCAUCUUUGAAGACAGAUAUGUGGAGUGUCCGAGAGUGGAGUGGAAACCACAAGUGCCAACACCACACGACACCGACAAGCCUCCAGCACCCGCUGAUCCUCCCACUGCUGCUGCCAACGGAGAUGCCCGUCUGCAAGCGGCGCGGGGCAGCGACUCACCUGAUGCUCCUGAGGAGCGGCCAGAGACCGAGGACUGCGCAGACCUGCCCGCUGAUACACGCCCGGCAGGACACGAGACGGAAGUGUGUGAACCUUGCGGGGACCACGCAGGAAACCAGGUUUGCGGGGACCAAACUGAGCUGACUUGUGGGGACGUUACGCCACCGUUGUCUUACACACUCGAAGAGGAAGAUGAGGCAGAGAUAGAGUUGGAGAAGGAUGCAGAAUCACCUGGCAGCCCCAAGACUGGCCUUAGGUAUAUCAGCGUCAGGCCCAGCGAUGUGGACCCUUUCAAGGGCGAGACUGUCCACAUCAUCCAGCCUGACCAAACGCGCCCAGACCUCCUAAACGCUAUCAUCCCAGAGAGUGUGCAUGCGUCAUGGGAGGAGGAACCCAGAGCCAAAGUAGAUCCGCCCGUUGCUGAGAAAGACCCGCCUGAGGGAGUGGGUUUAGAGGAUGGGGACAUAAUCAACAGUUCUCUUGAGACACUCUCAAAGGAUAUUGGGAAUGACGAGGGUGACGAGGGGGACAGUGUGAUUGACACCCUGCCGAUCCAAUCCACGACUCAAGUCCCGCCCACGAUCCAUCCCAGCACGCCCCCGCUGUACCCUGAUAGGCGGAGAGCGGAGGACCGCCUCCAGCUCGGGGGCUCCAAGAUCAUGAAGCGCUCCUCGUCCGUCAUCUCGGACUCGGGCAUCGAGAGCGAGCCCAGCUCGGUGGCCUGGUCGUCGGAGGCGCGGGUGGGUCGGACCGGGGGGGUCGGCGAGGCCGUGCUCCUGCUCCAGCAGGCCGGGGGGGCCAGGGGGGGUCACCACCGGGCGGCGGGUCACCCGGGCUCCCUGGAGGGCCUGCAGACGGAGAGCCACGGCAGCCUGCCCAGCGGCACGCAGGCCUCGCUCACCUCCAUCAGCUCGCUGCCCUACGAGGAGGACGACGCCCGGCGCACGCUCAGCCUCAGCACGCUCACUAAGUCGGCCUCGGCGCCGCACAUCAGCAGCCCGGACGACACCGAGGACGACCCGGAGGCGCUGGACGGCGGCGACGACGCGGAAGAGUUCGAGGCCCGGAUGAACGUCGAGCGGCAGGACAACGACGAGAGGGAUGAGGAGGACGGGACGAGCGAGGCGACCAGUGGAAUCGAGCUGGACGAAGAAAGCCAACCCGCCAGACUGACAGGAAACUGCCCAGUGAGCACGGAGUCCACACUCGUGCCCCUAUGGGACCAACUGGACGGGGGUCUGCUGGACGAUACCCACUUAGCAUGGCAUGUAAACCCAAUGCAAGCGGAUGCACUUGAUUCCAAAGACACAGCCCAGAGUCCUGAUGAUGCAGGAGUGUUUCCAGGUCAGGUGGACUUGGACGCCAUGUCAAUAUUGAGCACUGUCCCCGAAGAACUGAUGUUCCAGCACUUUAUGUCAGGCCAGGGGAUCCAGGAGGCUAAGAUCGCGACGGAGGAGUGUUUGGAAGACUCCAGCGCAUCAUCUGACGCAGAGGUGGAACUCUGCGAGUGUGAAACUGAGGCGUGUGAGCACAAGGUGGUGCUGGAUUUAACGGCGCCCGCAGACGCUGUCAGUGACAACCGUUCACAGGCACGGCUCCCAGAGGAAGGACAGAAUUUUCCGGAACGGCAUCUGAAUUCGCUCGGAAAAAGAGCCGACGGCUUCUUGCCUGCGGCAGGCGAAACCGAACCGGGCAGCGAUCCGAAAGACGUGACACCGUCCAGCGACACCGCAGAGCUCGCGUCCACCGAGAGGCAGAGGUGCAGCGACCUCAUAGGCCUGGCCGGUCGCGCCGCCCGGGAGGCCCAGCAGACGACAAACGGAGGCGAAAAAGCCGCGACGGCGUCUCCCAGCUCCGGCCUGUCCUUCGUGAACAAGAAGGUGGUGGAGGUGGUCAACAUGUCCGUCUCGUGCGCCCCCACCUGCCUGCCCUUCUCCUCGGUGCUGCGCGACUCGCCCUCCAUCAGCGGCAUCUCGGCGCGGCAGGCCACCUCGCCCAUUACCCAUCAGCCCCUGGGCUCCUUCACCAUCCUCUCGUCCACCUCGACGUUGGAGAGCUCGGACGAGGAGACCAAUGAGCGGAUGCUCUAUUUCUACAAGGCUAAAGAGGAUCUGCUGAAAGAGCUGAACUUCCAGGCCACACUCUACAGUGACCUGCCCCACCUGGCCUCUCACCUGCCCUACUUUCCCCCAGAGGAGGACGAGGAGGAGUUUGAGGACGGCAUCCAUCUUGUUGUUUGCGUUCACGGCCUUGAUGGCAACAGUGCAGACCUGCGUCUGGUGAAGACCUUCAUAGAGCUGGGCUUGCCAGGAUCCCGCCUGGACUUCCUCAUGUCGGAACGCAACCAGACGGACACGUUUGCAGACUUUGACACAAUGACAGACAGGCUUCUAGAUGAAAUCAUUCAGCAUAUUCAGCUCUACAAUCUCACCAUCAACAGGAUCAGUUUCAUCGGACACUCCCUGGGCAAUGUGAUCAUCCGCUCGGUUCUCACGCGUCCCCGGUUCCGGUGCUACCUAUGCAAGCUCCACACGUUCCUCUCCCUCUCCGGCCCUCACCUCGGAACCCUGUACAACAACAGCACGCUCGUUAGCACAGGCCUGUGGCUGAUGCAGAAGCUCAAGAAAUCCGGCUCCCUCCUCCAGCUCACGUUUCGAGAUCACACCGACCCACGCAAAACCUUCCUCUACCUGCUUAGCCAGAAACCAGGGCUCCAGUUCUUCAAGAACGUGGUGCUGGUGGCAUCUCCCCAGGACCGUUACGUUCCGUUCCACUCCGCCCGCAUCGAGAUGUGCAGAACAGCUCUCCGGGACCGCACGACAGGCCCCGUCUACACAGAGAUGAUCAACAACCUGCUGCAGCCGUUGCUGGGCUCCAAGGACUGCCGCCUCAUCCGACACAACGUGUUCCACGCACUGCCCAACACCGCCAACACGCUCAUCGGCCGCGCCGCCCACAUCGCCGUCCUCGACUCCGAGCUCUUUCUGGAAAAGUUCUUCCUGGUGGCCGGGCUCGACUACUUCAAAUAGACGCGUCGCACGCCAUCGCCAGGUUCUGUUUCGGCCAGCGCUGCUCUCCGCUGGGUCUACAAAGCUCAGUAAUCAAACGCCAAGUGGUAAAUAAAAUAAAACGAAGUGUGUAUUAUAUGGUAAA
Sardina pilchardus (European sardine) is the source of this 4921-nucleotide messenger RNA. RefSeq names its product family with sequence similarity 135 member B (gene fam135b). The record is from RefSeq and is a predicted model, not a curated record. The transcript has 20 exons. NCBI's taxonomy places the organism in Eukaryota, Metazoa, Chordata, Actinopteri, Clupeiformes, Clupeidae. Bases 391 to 4797 code for a protein of 1468 amino acids.